Molecule: messenger RNA, 615 nt
Organism: Drosophila rhopaloa
Lineage: Eukaryota; Metazoa; Arthropoda; Insecta; Diptera; Drosophilidae
Exons: 2
Coding region: 18-548 (176 amino acids)
Source: RefSeq, a predicted model, not a curated record
UUACGGCAGUGCCUCGAAUGCAAGUUUAUUUGUCCACAAACAACACUGCAAGGAUCAGAACUAGCCGCAGAAAUUGGAAGCAGGACUAUUUUCCGUGCACCGCCGAAGGAACAGGAAACUACAGACCUAGACCGCUUUCUUGCUACGUCCAUUUCAUCGGUCAAACUGUUUUUAAAAACAGACGAAUUAUAAUCUGCAGGAUGGCCGCCAGCCUGGACGAGAAGAAGCAGAUACAGCCGGAACUAAUCGACCACUGCACCAUAGAUCUAGGCGAAACUGAAAAUAAGAUAGAGAAGGUGGACUUCUGUAUGAACAGAGCCCGCCUCGCAUUCUUGCAUGCUGAAACCGUGGAAGAUCCCGUCCAGAAUUCGACUCUGAAAUCGAAGUCAGUGGAGUUGCCGUCUGAGGAUCUCCAUCCAUGGCUAAAGUGCUGCGGUCGUAACUUUAUGCGUUCAAUAUUCUCGCUCCAACCAAAACAAAAUCCCAGGCCCGGCUUCACCCGUCGCCGGCGAGGUAUGUUUCCCUUAGGCAGCCAGAGCGCCCCGUAAUCUAGGCAUUACAUUUGACUCUUAUAACAUGUGUAAUACAAAUAAAGACCAUUGUUCUCAAACGUAA